Molecule: messenger RNA, 1005 nt
Organism: Sparassis crispa
Lineage: Eukaryota; Fungi; Basidiomycota; Agaricomycetes; Polyporales; Sparassidaceae
Product: Probable CAAX prenyl protease
Exons: 6
Coding region: 1-1005 (334 amino acids)
Biological process (GO): CAAX-box protein processing
Cellular component (GO): endoplasmic reticulum membrane
Molecular function (GO): metalloendopeptidase activity
Source: RefSeq, a predicted model, not a curated record
AUGCCUAUCGUGUUCCAAACGCCAAUCUCAAUCGACACCGCCCACGCCUUCGCCGCUUUCUUCACGUUCUCUUAUGUUGGCUCUCUUUACGUAUCCAAGAACGCGCGCCUUUCGUUCAAGAAAAAGACGGUCCCUAAACUCAAGGAUGGCGAGCAACGUGCAAAAGAGCGUGACGAGCGCUGGCGGGACGACCCAGAGGUGAUUCGUGCAAGACUGGUGGCCGUCGGCACAAGCACUGUCUUGAGCUGUGGCGCCGUGUUCUUGCUCAUUUGGGAGAACGUCGGAUCAGGCCCUGGGACGUUCCGGAUCGCUCUGGAAUCCACGCUCGCCCGUCUUGGCUUAUUCCUCGACUUCUCGCAUAGGUCUCCAUACGCUAUUGUGUUACCCUGUCUUACCGCCCCAGCGCUCUUCCUAGGUCCGCUAUUCGCAGAGUACCUUGCUAGUGCACUGCCCUUCCAGAGACGGUGGUCUAUCCGUUUCAGUGUGCUGCCUAUUUUUGCCACGUGGCAGGGCUGGAGGAAUUACAUCGUCGGUCCUAUUACAGAAGAGGUCGUGUUCCGAGCAUGUACGCUUGCAGUCUACCACCUUGCGGGGGUUUCGCGCAACAAAAUGGUUUUCCUGAGCCCCCUGACGUUCGGAGCUGCCCAUUUACAUCAUGCAUGGGACACGUUCAACCGCUACGGCCGUACAGGUGCUGCUGCAAGGCGCGCUCUCGUUUCAAGUGUGUUCCAGCUGGCAUAUACAUGCAUGUUUGGCUUCCACUGCGCGUUCCUUUUCCUCCGCACCGGCUCUCUGAUCCCGCCGAUCGUGUCGCACAUUUUCUGCAACAUCAUGGGCAUUCCUCAAUACGGUUUGCAUAUCACGCACUUCCCGCGCAGGCGCACCGCUAUCAAAUUUGCGUAUAUCCUUGGGAUCGCUGGCUACGUGUACGCCAUGUGCAACUGGACGCUGGCUGACGACAGUCUCUACUGGCCGCCUCUACCACGGCUCUUUCCUCGCUACUAA